Australozyma saopauloensis is the source of this 1113-nucleotide messenger RNA. RefSeq names its product RNA export factor (gene GLE2). Gene Ontology annotation, cellular component: nuclear pore. Lineage: Eukaryota; Fungi; Ascomycota; Pichiomycetes; Serinales; Metschnikowiaceae. Gene Ontology annotation, molecular function: ubiquitin binding; RNA binding. The coding region runs from base 1 to 1113 and encodes 370 amino acids. Gene Ontology annotation, biological process: RNA export from nucleus; transcription-dependent tethering of RNA polymerase II gene DNA at nuclear periphery. The record is from RefSeq and is a predicted model, not a curated record. The transcript has a single exon.
AUGUCCUUCGUUAGCUCCACAUCGCUGCUUUCAGCACAGACCAGCGCGGCCACCGGCCAGGAAUUGGUCAAUGACAUAACCCUCAACAAUGGCCCCGAAGAUACCAUCACAGACUUGUCCUUUUCGCCCCAGCAGGACCUUUUGGCGGUCGCCUCCUGGGACAAGAAGGUUCGCAUCUACGACAUUGACCCCAACACCGGAAACAACCAGGGCCGUGCCCUCUUCGAGCAUGAUGGACCGGUGUUCAGCGCGAGAUGGCUGACUGACGGAACGAGGGUGUGUAGUGGAGGCGCCGAUAACAAGGUAAAGCUCUUUGAUUUGGCCUCGCAGCAGGCGCAACAGAUCGGUGUGCACGAUGCGCCAGUGAGGGCUGUUCGUUCUGUUCAGUGCGGACCCACCAACACCGAAGUGGUUGUCUCUGGCUCUUGGGAUAAGACAUUGAAAUACUGGGACAUGAGACUGCCGCAGCCCAUCUCGGUGAUCCAGCUUCCGGAGAAGGUAUAUUGCAUGGACUCGUCCCAGAAGCUUUUGGUGGUGGGUUGUGCUGAGAGACACAUCUCCAUCAUUGACUUGACCAAUCCACAGCAGAUCUACAAAUCGGCCAUGUCGCCAUUGAAGUACCAGACCCGUUGUGUGUCCUGCUAUCCUGCGGGAGACGGGUUUGCGAUCGGUUCCAUCGAGGCCAGAUGUGCCAUCCAAUACAUUGACGAUGCAGAGCAGCAGAAGAAGGGGUUCUCGUUCCGUUGUCACCGGAAAACAAGCAACGGCAUCAAUGCCACACGCACCACGACCGCUGCCAACUCCGAGUUCCUCAUCUAUCCCCUCAAUUGCAUCUCUUUCCAUCCGAUUCAUGGAACCUUCUCUACGGCUGGCUCCGACGGAACAUUCUGCUUCUGGGACAAGGACGCCAGACAACGGUUGAAGAACUUCCCCAACGUCGGCGCGCCCAUCACUGCCACUGCAUUCAACCGCAAUGGAACAAUAUUUGCCUAUGCUAGGGGCUACGACUGGUCUCUUGGAUACCAGGGAAACAGACAAGACAUUCCUACCGAUGUCAAAUUGCAUGCACUGAAGGAUGACGAGAUCAAACAAAAGAAGGUCACAAAGCGUUAG